Camelina sativa (false flax) is the source of this 1763-nucleotide messenger RNA. RefSeq names its product flavin-containing monooxygenase FMO GS-OX2. The record is from RefSeq and is a predicted model, not a curated record. Gene Ontology annotation, molecular function: flavin adenine dinucleotide binding; N,N-dimethylaniline monooxygenase activity; NADP binding. NCBI's taxonomy places the organism in Eukaryota, Viridiplantae, Streptophyta, Magnoliopsida, Brassicales, Brassicaceae.
GAUCCUAUUAUUAUUUAGAAAAUGAUAAAUCUUGUUUCAGUUUUAUUAUAUAAACCCCAUUGAUAGGACCAAACUAAGAUCUUACCACAGUCGAACCAAUAAAAUUUUGACAAAUAUGGCACCAGCUCAAAACCCAAUCAGUUCUCAACACGUGGCAGUCAUCGGAGCCGGAGCAGCUGGUCUCGUAACGGCUAGGGAGCUCCGUCGUGAAGGUCACACUGUCGUUGUCUUUGAGCGGGAGAAACAAGUUGGAGGUCUCUGGAUCUAUUCACCCAAAGCAGAAUCCGACCCGCUUAGCCUCGACCCGACACGAUCCAUAGUCCACUCGAGCGUCUACGAGUCUCUCCGAACCAACCUCCCACGAGAAUGUAUGGGUUUCACGGACUUCCCUUUUGUGCCACGUUUUGAUGAUGAGUCAAGAGACUCGAGACGGUAUCCGAGCCACAUGGAAGUUCUUGCGUAUCUUCAAGACUUUGCUAGAGAGUUUAACCUAGAGGAGAUGGUCCGGUUCGAGACCGAGGUGGUUCGGGUUGAACCGGUUAAAGGGAAAUGGAAGGUCCGGUCUAAAACCUCCGGCGAUAUAUCCGAAGAUGAGAUCUUUGACGCCGUUGUGGUUUGCAAUGGACAUUAUACAGAACCAAACAUCGCUCAUAUUCCUGGUAUAAAAUUGUGGCCAGGAAAGCAGAUCCAUAGCCACAACUACAGAGUUCCUGAUCCAUUCGAAAGCGAGGUGGUGGUGGUGAUAGGAAAUUUUGCGAGCGGUGCUGAUAUUAGUAGGGACAUAGCUAAGGUCGCAAAAGAAGUCCACAUUGCGUCUAGAGCGAGUGAACGUGAUACAUACGUAAAGCCUCCGGGGCCUCGCAACAAUCUAUGGGUUCAUUCAGAGAUAGACACCGCCAAUGAGGAUGGGUCAAUUGUUUUCAAAAACGGGAAAGUGAUACAUGCUGAUAGUAUUGUGUAUUGCACCGGGUAUAAAUAUUACUUUCCAUUUCUUGACACCAACGGCUAUAUGAGCAUUGAUGAAAACCGCGUUGAACAUCUAUACAAGCAUGUGUUUCCACCCGCGCUUGCCCCUACUCUUUCUUUCGUGGGGCUACCGGCAAUGGUUAGUCUCUCAAGCAAAAUUGAUACAUAUUGGGGUUUCGAGUUCACGUAUCACCUAUGUUCUGAUCUUUUUUUCAUUUAUUUUUACCAGGGAAUACAAUUUGUUAUGUUUGAAAUCCAAAGCAAAUGGGUGGCAGCAGUCUUGUCAGGAAGGUUUACACUACCUUCUCAAGAUAAGAUGAUGGAAGAUAUUACUACGACUUAUGCGACACUUGAUGCGUUAGGUAUUCCCAAGAGAUAUACGCAUAAAUUGGGUAAAGUUCAGUGUGAGUACCUUAAUUGGAUCGCGGAAGAAUGUGAUUGUCCACUCGUUGAGCAUUGGAGAAAUCAAGAAAUCGUCCGUGGAUACCAGAGACUUGUCUCCCACCCUGAAACUUAUCGCGAUGAAUGGGACGACGAUGAUCUUAAGGAAGAAGCCUACAGAGAUUUUGCUACGAAGAAGUUGAUUAGUUUUCAUCCUUCCUAUUUCCUCGAAUCAAGUAUAUGAUUUUAUUUUUGGGGGAUAUAUGUCUCAUUAUAUAUGAUACGGUGGAUCACUGUCCGACUAGCGAGCGUGUUGCUAUAGGCGUUUUAUAUACAACACCGCUUCUCACCGUUUUAGGUUUUCUUUUCGUAAACAAAUUUCAAAAUCAAUUCUCAAUUUUCAGUUUAAAGCACCA